GCCAGGCUGAAUUGUGAUAGCGACAGAUGUCUGAGGGGCACUCCUCCUCACCAGUCUCACACUGCACCUCGGAGAGCCUGCAGCUGUCACUCCCAAGGCUUUCACCUCCAUUAUCACAUUCAAGCGGAGUCUGGAGCCCAUCUGAGCACUCUCCUCAAAUACAGGUGACACAAUGGGAGGGAAACUGAGCAAGAAGAAGAAGGGUUAUGACGUGAGUGACCCCAAAGAGAAGAAGGAUGAGGCUGCAGCACCAACUACGAGUGCGGAGGAGGCUGGCAAAGUGGAGGAUGCGGCACCACAGACAGAAGCUCAAGUGACAACGGAAGAGGAAGGAUCAGCUGUUGCAGCAGUAAUGGAAGCAGAGAAAGCUCCAGAAGAGCCUAAAUCUGCACCGCCUGAAGAACAAGCACCUGUUGCAGCUCCAGCACCAGAAGACUCAGUCGCAGUCACGGAAGAAGCAGCUCCAGAAGAACUCGCCGCAGUCAAGGCAGAAACACCUCCAGUUCCAGAACAACCAGUCACAGUGAUGGAAGAAGCAUCUCCUGCCCCAGAAGAACCCGCCACAGUCAAGGAAGAACCGGUUCCAGUAUCAGGAGAACCAGUGGCAGUCAAAGAAGAGGCAUCUCCAUUUCCAGAAGAACAGCCCUUAGUUAAAGAAGAAGCUGCUCCAGUAUCAAAAGAACCAGCCACAGUCAAAGAAGAAGUUUCAGUUACAGAGGAAGCAUCUGUAGCACCAGACGAGCCACCAGUCGUUUCAGAAGAAGCAUCUUCCCUACCAGAGGAACCAGUUGCAGUUACAGAGGAAGCAUCUCCAGUUCUAGAAGAAGCAGCUGCAGUAUCAGAGGAGGCUGCCUCAGUACCAGAAGAACCUAUAGUCUGUUGCACUGCUGUACCAACUGAGGAAGACCCAGAGUCUACAGCUUCCAUGGUGGAAGAAUCUGUGGAAGAACCAGAGGUUAUUCCUGGGAGUCCAGAGGAGGCACCCGAAGAGCCAGAACCCAUUCCAGUGACUUUUACUGAGCCAGAGGUCAUUUUGGAAGAAACAGCCCCACCUGAAUCUGCUCAGCAAGUUGAACCGGUCUCUGAGCAAGUUCCAGAGCAAGAGAAAAUAAUUGAGCCUGAACCAGAGCCAGUUGCAGAGCCGAAGCCAGAACCAGUGCCAGAAAAGGAAGUUGACAUAGAGGAAUAUGUGCCUGAGGAACAAGGCCAAGAAGAUGAGCCUGGACCAACAGUUACCAUGGACGAACUUGAGACUGUGAAUGCAGAGGAGGUCCAAAAUGAAUGUCUGCCUUCAGAGAAGGAAUCAGCUACAGGAGGAGAUCCUUGCACCGAAGCUGCAGUUGAACCAGACGUAGCAGAACCUGAUGUGAUUGCAGAAGCUUCUGCGGAAGAGGUGCCUUGCUCAGAGAGUGUGGUAGAAACACAGAUGGAAAAUGGUGAUAUUGAGAGCUCUCCUCUUGCAGAGGAUGCGGUGGAAGUGGCAUCUCUCCCAGUUGUGAAUGGAGAGUGUACACACCCCGAGGGAUGUGUUAAUGGUAUCGAAAAGUCAGUGGAGUCGCCUGUCAAGAAGCCGAGUGACUUUGAACUGAAAAUGGACGUUAAUCUGAGCGUGGAUGUCCUGGAACCCCCAGAGGACGUCUCUGACAUGAUGGAGACUCUCAGCACUGAGGUCACACAGGAAGUGUGAUGAAGCUACAGUACCUUUCAAAUUAAUGUGAAUUUUGAAAAAUUCUCCAGUGAUGAGAGAGAGUCAUCAAGGUAUCACAAAAACAACAAGGCUUUCUGAAACAUUGACGCCAUUGUUGUGUCUUUCAGGGCAACUCAGGCAAUUUUGCUUUGAGCCACCAAAACGUGAUCACUUGAUGACUGAGGGAGCAAACGUAGAUAGUAAGUAAUAUGGAAGUACUGGGGACAGACCUGAGUUUGUAAUUUGAGGGGUGAGUGGACGCACACAGCUGAGUAAAAAUACCGGACAAGCAAAAAUAUGUCAUUAAUGAAUGAAAUGGUUAAUUCUGUCUUUGUGUGUGAGCCCAAUUAAUAUGACUUUCAUAUAUUCUUUCUAUUACCUUGUGCAGCGGCAUACAUGUUUUGGCCUUUUAUAACAAAUGACACAUGUGAGAUCUGUUAAUUUCAAAAUGAUUGUUUUGGAAUAAAAUAAAGAAUAAAAAGAUUGUUA
Molecule: messenger RNA, 2176 nt
Organism: Dunckerocampus dactyliophorus (ringed pipefish)
Lineage: Eukaryota; Metazoa; Chordata; Actinopteri; Syngnathiformes; Syngnathidae
Product: translation initiation factor IF-2
Exons: 2
Coding region: 173-1687 (504 amino acids)
Source: RefSeq, a predicted model, not a curated record